UUUGUGUGUUGUUGUCUGAAUAUGUCACUCUUUCAGGAAUACACAGCGGUGUUAAUCUGUGUUUUAAUUCUGCUUUUGGUUCUUUAUCAUCUGUUCUCUGGGUCUAACUUGAAAAAUGAACCUCCUGGGCCAAAACCAUUGCCACUACUAGGAAAUCUGCUAAUGCUGGAUGUCAACAGACCAUAUUUAAGUCUCUGUGAGAUGGCGAAGCAGUAUGGCCCGGUGUUUACUGUGUACUUUGGUCCAAAGAAAGUGGUUGUGUUGGCUGGCUACAAAACAGUGAAACAGGCGCUUGUUCAUUAUGCAGACGAAUUUGGAGACAGAGAAAUUAUGCCACUGUUUCGUGAUUUUACUAAAGGACAUGGAAUUAUAGCUGCUAAUGGAGAGAGCUGGAAAGAGAUGAGACGUUUCGCUCUUACCAACCUGCGAGACUUUGGGAUGGGCAAGAAGAAGAUUGAGGAGAAGAUCAUAGAGGAAACAUGCCACUUAAAAGAGGAAUUUGAGAAGUUUGAAGGAAAUCCUUUUGAAACCAACCAGCUGAUGAACUACGCUGCCUCAAGUGUCAUCGCUUCUAUCAUUUAUGGGCACAGAUUUGAGUACACAGAUCCUCAGUUGAGGUGUAUGGUGGAUCGAGCCAAUGAGAGCGUUCGAUUGACUGGGACAGCAUCUGUACAGCUCUGUAACAUGCUGCCAUGGCUUGGUCCUUGGAUAAAGAACUGGAGACUGCUGAUGAAAAACCUUGAGCUUGAUAUCAAAGAGAUAUCAGACCUGGUGGAGAGUUCACGUCAAACCCUAAACCCUCAAAACCUCAGAGGAUUUGUGGAUUCAUUCCUGCUCCACCAGCAGACUGUAGAGGGAUCUGAAGAGAAAUCAUCAUUUUUCCAUGAGCAGAACCUCAUUUUUACUAUUGAUAAUCUGUUUAUUGCUGGUACUGACACUACCAGUACAACACUGCGCUGGGCUUUACUGCUGAUGGCCAAAUAUCCGCAUAUACAGGAUCAGGUUCAGGAGGAGAUUGAUAGAGUGAUUGGUGAACGUCAGCCGGUUACAGAAGACAGGAAAAACUUACCUUAUACAGACGCUGUGAUCCAUGAAACCCAGAGACUGGCAAACAUAGUACCCAUGAGUCUGCCCCAUAUGACCAGCUGUGAUGUCAACUUCAAUGGAUAUUUUAUCAAGAAGGGUACUUGUGUAUUUCCUCUUCUGACGUCUGUAUUAUGGGACGAGAAUGAAUGGGAAACCCCUCACAUAUUUAACCCUGAACACUUUCUGGAUGAACACCGCAGGUUCAGGAAAAGAGAAGCUUUUAUGCCGUUCUCUGCAGGUCGCAGGGCUUGUUUAGGAGAGAGUUUGGCGAGGAUGGAGCUCUUUCUGUUCUUCACUUCUCUCCUUCAGUAUUUUCGCUUCACUCCUCCACCUGGAGUCUCUGAAGAUGAACUGAAUCUCACUCCAGCUGUGGGCUUCACACUGAAUCCAUCACCACACAAACUGUGUGCACUCAAACGGUUUUGAUAUCUGUGGCACUAAAAAAUAAAAACUGUCACUGUCUUUAAAGAUAUCUGAAGUUAAAUAAUGUAAAUGUGACCCUGGACCACUAAACCAUCCACAAGUCGCAAGGGUAUAUUUGUAGAAAUAGCAAACAAUACACUGUGGGCCCUAUCUUGCACCCAGCGCAAUUGACUUUGUCAGUGACGCAUGUAUCAUUCAUAUUUUGCACCGGCGCACAGCGGGUUUUUCCCUCCACAGACGCACGUCGGCAAACUAGGGAAUGAACUUGCGCUCCCUGGGCGGUUCAGCGCAAAAAAGGAGGCGUGUUGCAGCGCAAACCAUCCCUGAUGCUAUUUUUCAGUUUCAAAAAACAAUUGCGCCACUGACCAAAAAAAAACUAGUCUAAAGUCAGUGGCGCGUUGCGCGUGGUUCAUUAUGCUAUUUUAAGGGCGCAUGCUUGACCAUAAUGUAUAGCGUGCACAACGCGCACACACUUUCCUUAUCUAAUCUACACAGAUGCAACAGUUAUUUUUGCAAAUCAUAAAUUGUUACAAUAAAAAAUAUUAACAUAUGAGAUAAGGGGAAUCAUAGUGGUGAGCAUUG
Molecule: messenger RNA, 2091 nt
Organism: Paramisgurnus dabryanus
Lineage: Eukaryota; Metazoa; Chordata; Actinopteri; Cypriniformes; Cobitidae
Product: cytochrome P450 2K1-like
Biological process (GO): xenobiotic metabolic process
Cellular component (GO): cytoplasm; intracellular membrane-bounded organelle
Molecular function (GO): iron ion binding; heme binding; oxidoreductase activity, acting on paired donors, with incorporation or reduction of molecular oxygen, reduced flavin or flavoprotein as one donor, and incorporation of one atom of oxygen
Source: RefSeq, a predicted model, not a curated record